This is a messenger RNA of Metarhizium robertsii ARSEF 23, 1245 nucleotides long. Its product is annotated as Protein kinase-like protein. Bases 1 to 1245 code for a protein of 414 amino acids. The record is from RefSeq and is a predicted model, not a curated record. Lineage: Eukaryota; Fungi; Ascomycota; Sordariomycetes; Hypocreales; Clavicipitaceae. The transcript has 4 exons.
AUGGACGUCCAUGGCCAGCCAUUCUGUGUCUCUAGCGCACUUUGCAGACUCUGCCAGUUUUGGUUUCGCGAUGGAGAGUCCGUCACUGCAGACCUAAGAGACACCAAGGCCAGAAAUCUGGUUUCUUUUCCGUUCGCACAGAAUGGGACACAUGUAGAUGGGCAUGUGACGAUUCACAUCGCCUGCACCAAGCGAGGCUGCUGGUGCCAGCCGGGAAUCCUCUGCUUUCAUACCUCGUGCUACGCCUUCUACUCGGCCAAGUUUGGCCAGACAUCGCAUCUGCUCGUGGAUUCCAUGUAUAGCGAUUACACCCCAGCCUUUUCUCUGCAACGAAAACGAACAGCAUACAUCCUGAGUCUCCUGGAGCGUCGAACGACAUCCGGCGCAUUAGCCACAUUCCCGCCAGAGCUGCGUCGCCUGGUUGCGCGGGACCUUGUUCGGGAGUACGCCGUGGUCAAUUUGCAUCACCUGGUGCAUACUGCACCGACUGUUCCCAACACCGUCACCAUUGACCUUGAGCAGGACGUGUAUGCGUCCUAUGUACGCAUUGAGGGUAGCACCUAUGUCCAGUCUCUUCACAACAAGGCGCCCCAGGGAGCCCGUCUGGACUGCAAGCAUAUCCAUUCCCCGCACCCGGGCCAGAUCGUACGCAAUAUAUUCUUGGAGUACGAUCACCUGGGCAUCCGAGGGGUUCACGUGUGCGCUCCCAGAAGUGAUUCUCAGCAGACGGCUGACAACGUAUGGUGGGUGGAGCUUCGACGACAGCAGGGACUUCGACAUAUCCUGGCUGUAUCUGAUGGGUUGAAGGUCAGGGGCAUCAUGGAUGGGAUGGAACAAGAUGCAACAGAUGGUUCCAUCCGCGGCCCUGCUUGGCCGGAGCCAGCCACGGAAUGCAAAGUGAUAGACCUCGAAGGACUCAAAAUUUCCACCUUUCCGCCCCGAGGAUUGAGAAUGAGCCAUGUCGAAUUCAAUGCGCCACAUGUCCAGGGGUAUUUUAUUGCUAUUUUCCGACGCCAGGUCAUAAAGUUGCAGGCACACCGCCAAACAGCAAGCCGGCAUUUCUACCAUGAUGCAGACAUUAUUUGCAAGGAUCUAACGUGGAUAUACAUGCCUGUAGAUCCGGGAGACUCGUCACUAACCGCGGCCGAGCAACGAUUUUGGGAAAGAUACCCAGUCCUCGGCAUUCCUAUUCCCGAGUCCAUGAGAUUGGAACUUCACCCUCAAAAGUAUACGUUAACGAAGUAG